Oncorhynchus keta (chum salmon) is the source of this 4609-nucleotide messenger RNA. RefSeq names its product pancreas/duodenum homeobox protein 1-like. Gene Ontology annotation, cellular component: nucleus. Gene Ontology annotation, biological process: type B pancreatic cell differentiation; regulation of transcription by RNA polymerase II. The coding region runs from base 2970 to 3737 and encodes 255 amino acids. The transcript is spliced from 2 exons. The record is from RefSeq and is a predicted model, not a curated record. Lineage: Eukaryota; Metazoa; Chordata; Actinopteri; Salmoniformes; Salmonidae. Gene Ontology annotation, molecular function: DNA-binding transcription factor activity, RNA polymerase II-specific; RNA polymerase II cis-regulatory region sequence-specific DNA binding.
UUUUUAUCGUUUCUCCCUCUUCUUGACAUGUAGCUACCCGCUUUAUCAGAAACGUUUGUUAAAUAAAUCAUAUCUGCUGUUUCCGUGACACUCCUCGGGUUCUGUAAACCCAGUUUUUUCUUGAAUCCAAUAUCCCAAAUAUGUUAAUUCAAUAAUUAGCCGUUGAUAGUGAUAAUAAUAGACUAAUAACAGUAGUAUUAGAUUUUUAUUUAACCAGGCAAGUCAGUUAAGAACAAAUGGCCGUGUUUACAAUGACGGCCUACACCGGCCAAUCCUGGACGACGCUGCGCCGCCCAAUGACUGCCGGUUGUGAUACAGCCUGGAAUCGAACCAGCACUGAGAUGCAGUGUCUUAGACCACUGCGCCACUUGGGAGCCAAUAAGGACAUAACUUCAACAGGCCUCAUUUUAAUUACCAUCAUUUAGGCAAUGCUAAUAAUUGUAUUAGAAUGUAAUUUGGUUAUUUUGGAUUGUGAUAACGUAUACGAUAUGAAACAUAUUGUUGGCGCAAUUUAAUUUAAUAUUGAGUUCGUUCAAUGUUGCUCCAUAGGCGCUCCUGGGGUUAACCCAGGGGCUGAGGUAACAUCCGCAUCAACAGCUUGCCAUUCACUCAAUCAUUAUAACCAUCGCUCCCUACAGCACUAAUGAAUACGUUCCAUCUGGUGUUUCUAGCAACCUUUGGGUCCAUAGCCCGUGCUGAACUAUUUACGGCAAUGGCCUCUCUCAAUGGCCUACACAGCACUAACGAUUAUUGCGCUCCAUAUCGAGCCCUUAAAUGCUUUUUAAUUGCAAACCUGUUUGUGAAUCACUGGAUUUGGUUUCGUGUGUCCGCAAAGGGUUCAGCAACGCCGCAUUACCUUUCACUGAAAACCAUUACGCAUAUUUCAAUGCCAUAGAUAGGGGGUCUAAAUGGCGUUUUACUCAGUCACGCUUCAUAAACUCCGUGUAGCGGGGAUUAGACGCGGAUUAACAGUUUCCUUCCUUUUUCAAACGACGAGCAAGUAUAAACACCUUUAAGCGACAUUACAUGGACUGAUUUGUAUGGAAUUGGUUUACUUGAACUUUAUAGCAGGUGCUGAGUGCCCCAUUAAAUAUACUGGUGUAAGUGCUCUUGAAGAAGUCAGUGCUGCCAUAUUCGUUUCUGUGUGUGUUUGACUGGCAUUUGUUCUAUUUCUUCUGUCAGAAGCAUGGUUAUUGAUGGCAUGCAGGGUCAGUUGAAAUAAAUGAUAGUGCUUUAUAACAUUACAGUUAUAACAUCGUAAUAAAUUGGACCGUUUAAGUAAUGGGCCUUAACUGCUGCCUUGCCCCCAGUUGAGGUCCUGGAGAUACGUGUAUUUCCACGCGCGCUAAUUGAGUUCUGUUCCUCACUCCAUGAUAAUUGGUUUACACCCUGGCUCUCCUAUUUUCUUUCCACGAGGAGUGUUGUUUAAUGGAGUGAGCACCUAAUGACCAGCAAACACAGAGGGAACGUGGCAGCGGGAGACACGAGCUCUGAUGCUGUUUGUUAUUACCAGUAACCAGAGGAGAUCCGUUAAAUUGUGUUAAAUGAGCCAUUUGGGAUGGAUUUUAAAAGUCGCAGGUUCGGAAAUUUUUGACAGAACACUAAAUGGUAUCCAACUAGGAGAGUGUUAAGUUAGGACGUGGUCUUUGAUCCCUCUCACAUUGUCAAGUUUCCAAGACAACCACCUCCCAAUCUAAGUUGCUUAUCACCAGGGUCAGUCGAUGCGAGUAGGCCUAUCACAUCUGGCUAUCGAUUUCCCCCUCUAUCAAUCGCAUAUUGAUAAGAGAACUACGCUCAUAUAGGCUACACUGAGUGUACAACAUAUUUGCCCCCAGAACAACCUCAAUUCUUCGGGGCAUGGACUCUACAAGGUGUCGAAAGCGUUCCUCAGGGCUGCUGGCCCAUGUUGACUCCAAUGCUUCCCACAGUUGUGUCAAGUUGGCUGGAUAUCCUUUGGGUGGUGGACCAUUAUUGAUACACACGGAAAAUGUUGAGCGUGAAAACCCCAGCAGCGUUGCAGUUCUUGACUCACUCAAACUGAUGCACCCUCUGAAUGGCAGAUAUACAUUUUAAUUUGUAGUCUUACACAGAGCGACUUACAGGAACAAGUAGGGUUAAGUGCCUUGUUCAAGGGCACAUCGACAGAUUUUCCACCUAGUCAGCUCGGGGAUUCGAACAAGCAACAGUUUGGUUACUUUAACCUGUCUCCUCCCCUUCAUCUACACUGAUUGAAGUGGAUUUAAGAGGCGACAUCAAUAAGGGAGCAUAGCUUUCACUUGGAUUCACCUGGUCAGUCUAUGUCAUGGAAAGAACAUGUGUUCCUAAUGUUUUGUACACCCAGUGUAACUGUUCAAUGGCUGACAUUGUUCGACGGCAGUGACAUCCACAUACAGGCACGGAACUCCCAUCGUUUCUUCUUCUUUCCCACCAACAAAGCCAAAGCAAGCCGUGAAGAUGCUGACAUUCUGAAGACACGUUCUGUUUGCGUUUCUCACCGUGAUUGGUCUCGCAGGCCACAAUCUCUCUGAUACGGUGUUCGGUGGCAUUAACCCCUGUCUGCGCGCAGAGAUAUGACCCGCGGAUUCCCCCGUUCACCUGUCCAUCGCUGCAUAAGGACCACCCCGCGGCAGGUGGGUCUCAGAUACCCGCGUCAAACAGUGCAGUGUUUGCCGAGGGCAUUGAUUUGCGCACGGUAAAUUCUGUUCAAUCAUUAUCGGACUGCGGGUCAGAGAAUACAGACACAAAUAUAAACUAAGUCGCGAACUUUUCCGUUUUGUGUAAACAGUGAGACCAAUGGCUUAGGUGCAACAGGGUCACAUGAUAAUGACACACCUGUCCAGGGCCUAUAGCGGCGCCAGGCGCACGAGCAGCACAGGUAGAGCAGAGCACAAUAUUCCACGCUGCGUAGGCUAUAGGGCGCAGGUACGUGUGCACACACACCCGUUGGAUAGCCCUGGCCCUCGGCAGUCAUGAAUCGAGAAGAUCACUACUAUUCUCCCGCGCAGCUGUUCAAGAACUCCUGCGCCUACCAGAGUCCACACAGCGAGGACUACAGCCACAGCCCUCCGCCCUGCCUCUACAUGGCCCGGCAGGCUCAGUCCGUCUACUCCUCGCCCUCCAUCGGAGGGCUAGACCAGGCGAGUCUCCCUGACAUUGCUCCUUACAGUAUUCCCAUGCGAGAGGACCCGGGUGUGCCGCAGCUCCACCACCCCCAGGCGCCCCAGCAGACUCUCCAGCCAGGGGGUUACGAAUAUCCGGGGGGGUUGGCUCUGUGUGCCGAUAGGAACAAAUAUCACCUGCCUUUCCCCUGGAUGAAAACAACCAAGUCUCACGCGCACACCUGGAAGGGACAGUGGGCAGGACCCUACAUGGUGGAGGCGGAGGAGAACAAGCGGACAAGGACGGCCUAUACGCGAGCACAGCUCCUGGAGCUGGAGAAGGAGUUCCUGUUCAACAAGUACAUCAGCAGGCCGCGGCGUGUCGAGCUGGCCCUCACCCUCAGCCUCACAGAGAGACACAUCAAGAUCUGGUUCCAGAACCGACGAAUGAAGUGGAAAAAGGAGGAGGACAAGAAGAGAGUGAGGGGGGUCGACCCCGAGCAGGACUCGUCCAUUACGUCAGGAGACUUGAAGGAUGAGGCAGGGGUGGGAGUCGGGGGGGCAGGACAUCCCACCACCACGACACCCCCCUCACCCUUAAACGCCCACUCCAUGUUAGGUUCUAGAGACUCGGCCUAGCAGGGCUGAUAUGGUUGGAUGAAAACUGGACAGACACUGAGGAAAGGUGACGCUCUUAGACUGCGUUAAGACAGGCAGCCGAAUUCUGAUAUUUUUUCACUAAUUGGUCUUUUGAUCAAUCAGAUCAGCUCUGAAAAAGAUCUGAUGUUAUUGGUCAAAAGACCAAUUAGUGGAAAAAAGAUCCGAAUUCGGCUGCCUGUGUGAUCGCAGCCUCAGUCAAACAGACUCGGUUGGUAUUAUUCAUGUGCAUUAUCCGCGGUGUCAGAUUGAAGAGAGGUGAAAGGCGAGGACUGCAGGUUCAUUGUCUGCAAUAUCAUCAUUCUGCGACUGAACUCUAACCUCAUGUUGUCGUGCUGAGGACAUGCGGGUCAUGCACUGACGAUGACAGUUGGCAUUUGACAUACGUGUACAGACCCACUGCUCUGGUCUGCAGCCUCUAGUUGCGUUGCCAGAAGAGGGCAGCACCCAUUGCCUGGAGAGACAGUUGAGAUACAGACCACACAACUCGGUUGAGAGCUACGUCCGGCAUCUAGCCUACUUUGAUUGCUUUACUAAAAUCAAUGCACUUCAGAUACUUUCUCUGAAAAUGUUGGCAGUAUACAACCAAGUUUAGUUUAUGUAUGUAAAUAUAUGCAGUCUAUGCACGGGACAUGAUUCUGUCAAUAUUGACAAUACUGAUGUAUUUUCUGAUAAAUUGUUAUAUGACAAAAAUGAGUCAAUCACACCAAUUAUAUAGCCUAUUUAUGUGCUUAAUGUUAUCACAUCGUUGAUGUCUUAAUGAUGGGCACUGUGAAUCAUGUACUGUAUUUUUAAUUCUUUAUUAAACUAUAAAGUUCAAGUUUGAAAUCAGAAUAAAGUCAAAUGAAACAUCU